GGAAGGUGACCGAACGAGGCAUUGAUUUUAUACUACCAUUAUCAAAGUCUAUAAUGCGUCCCUAAAGUGAGCUUACUUAAGAGUAUCCUGGGUCCAAUAUUUAUUUUUCACUUUCAACCUCCCUUACUAUUAUACCUACCUUCCCUACUUCUUAGCUAUUGUCAUCAUUCGCCCUAUCAGCCCUCACCGCCGUACACGAUGUUAUUCAAUUCCAAGUUCAUCGCAGCUCUCUUGGCUAUCCCUGGGGCCACUUCGAGCAAUGCUGCCGACCCAAUCGACCCGUCUAAUCUCAGUCUAUACGCCUACGGAAGAAACAUCAGCGGUUUAACUGUUUUCUAUGGCGAUGGUCUUGCUUACAUUGGCUCCACCCCGCUGAACGGAGUAUCUGUGGCUUCGAAUAUUACAUUUUCUACCACCGAUCCUGCGUCCGAAACUGCAACUUGGAACGUCACGUCAACAAACGCUGCCUUUAGCACCACUCCCUUGUUGUACAUUGUUCCAACCGACAGCGCCUUCACCCAAGUUGGCUUCUACGGCAGUAGCAACAAUAGUUCACUUCCCACGGGUGGGGUAACAACAGGCUUCGUCCUCUUUGGUAACUACCUAUCUUACAUCGCUUCUGAUGGAACUAUGCAACAGCAAUUCUGGGCCCAGGCCACUGAUACCAUUGGCACUUGGAAGCUUAUGUGGAAUGCUGGUGGUGAGGGAGGUGUUAUUGCCGACGGGUAUACGAUUACCCCUGUUAGCAUCAAAAUCCGCGCUCCACUUGUGAUAGACGAUUCGGCGACUAAAUAGACAGUUCCAAUGGGUAUAUCGUGAUCCGUUGUGGGCAUGAAGGGGGUUGGAAUCAAGUAUUUAAGAAAGUGAUGAAGAGGGGGGGGGAGAUAUGGCAAUCAGAUUGUGGAUGAGGAUUAUUACUUUCUGAGAUCGAUAGUUUGAACUUCUGUUAAAUAGAACCAGUCA
Molecule: messenger RNA, 963 nt
Organism: Pseudogymnoascus verrucosus
Lineage: Eukaryota; Fungi; Ascomycota; Leotiomycetes; Thelebolales; Thelebolaceae
Exons: 3
Coding region: 199-795 (198 amino acids)
Source: RefSeq, a predicted model, not a curated record